UUAUCUAGAAGCGCAUCAUUUAAUCUCACGUUUCCUGAGUCUUGUUCUAUAAAAGAGUCAGUCAGCUGCUCAACAGAGGCCGAAAGGAGAGGAGCUCAGGAGAGCCCCAGAGGCCUGAAGAAUUCAGGUACCAAGAGAUGUUUCUAGUUGGGAGCCUCGUUGUCCUUUGUGGGCUGCUGGCCCAGAGCUUGGCCCAGCUGGCAGGGGUGCCCUUGCCACUAAACUAUGGCCUGCCCAUGUCCGUGGGUCACUGCCGGCCCUUGCACCUGGGCCAGAGCCAGCCCUAUGGGAUGACCCCAGUCAUAUCCACAUAUCCUACAGAACAUCUUGCUAGAAACUUCAGAGAUGGUUUCAGACAAGGCCUGUUGUCUGGGGGGAUUCUGGGAUUUCUGGAACACAUGCCUCUUCUGAGCUAUGUGAGACCUGCAGGAAGCAAUGCUGGUGGUCUGGUCGGAAUGCUUGGAAAAGUGAUUUCAUCAAUCCCUCUCCUGAACAACAUCCUGGACAUAAGAGUCACUAAUCCCCAGCUGCUGGAGAUUGGUCUUGUGCAGAGCUAUGACUUCCACCGCCUCUAUGUCACGAUUCCUCUGGGCUUUGAACUCAAAGUGAACACACUCGUGGUUGGAAGUUUGGUGGAGCUGGCUGUGAAGCUGGAUGUUACUGCAGAAGUCUAUGGUGUGAGAGACAUUUAUGGGAGGAGCCGCCUGGUCAUUGGUGACUGCAUUCACUCUCCUGGCAGCUUGCGUAUCACCCUGCUUAAUGGGCUCAGUCCCCUCCAAAACCUGAUAGACAGCCUCACAGACAUCUUGACUAGAAUCAUUCCUGGCCUGGUGCAGGGUGUGGUGUGUCCUCUGGUCAAUGGGAUUCUCAGCCUCUUAGAUGUCACCCUGGUGCAUGAUGUUGCUGACUUGCUGCUGCAUGGAGUACAAUUUGUCAUUAAGGCUUAAACCUUCUAAGAAAGGACCUGCCUCUGCUGAGAUGAACCAUUCCUUGCUGCUCUGUCGACUUCUUCCUGCCCAGCUUCCCAUGGCUCACAGAAGGGAGUCCGUGUCCUGGAAAAUGAUAUGGCCAUCUUCUCAAGGGACCUCCUCUUCUCCUCUCUCAGGCUUGAUGAAUAUUCUGUGUACAUCACUAAAUAAAAUGUCUCUACUUCUUCA
This is a messenger RNA of Mesocricetus auratus (golden hamster), 1157 nucleotides long. RefSeq names its product BPI fold-containing family A member 5. The record is from RefSeq and is a predicted model, not a curated record. Gene Ontology annotation, molecular function: lipid binding. The transcript has 9 exons. Gene Ontology annotation, biological process: antibacterial humoral response; negative regulation of single-species biofilm formation in or on host organism; immune response in nasopharyngeal-associated lymphoid tissue. Lineage: Eukaryota; Metazoa; Chordata; Mammalia; Rodentia; Cricetidae. The coding region runs from base 138 to 947 and encodes 269 amino acids.